Messenger RNA from Symbiodinium natans, 1500 nucleotides. The record is from the annotation of a GenBank genome assembly. Lineage: Eukaryota; Dinophyceae; Suessiales; Symbiodiniaceae.
AUGAGCUAUGCGCUCAUGAAGCAUCCGGAUGGUUUGCUGUGCCAGGUCUUCAUCUCCCACGCUUGGGCAGAGGGCCUCUUUGAGCUUGGGGACUUAGUCUGGCGGGCAUGGCCUCGCCUGCAAGGGAUACGAAACAUGUACUGCUGCCUGCUGGCAAACCCACAGAACCUGGACAUCGGACAGCUGCUGAGCGGACCACCGAAGCAGAGCCCGUUCGCAAGGGCGAUGCGGAGCGCAUCACAUGUGCUGGUCAUCCCGAACGAAACUGUCAGCAUCUACACGCGUUUGUGGUGUGUGUACGAAGCCUAUCUGGGAACCUGCUGGCACAAGACCUGCCUCAUGCCCACACAACCGAAAAAGGUGGUCAGGAGGUCAGUUGUUGCACGCACCAUCAUAUUGCCGGCUGGUUUUGGCCUGCUGCUGGGGUCUGCGUGGUUAUUGUUCCUCUCCGACAAUCGAGUUCUCACACACAAGAUGGCCACAAUGCUCAUGUUCCUGUGCGUCACUGUCACUGCCCUAUGUUUUGCCGUCUCGCUGGCCAUGAAAGUGACCGCCUUCAUGUUUACGAAGCCAUGCCGUCUUUGGGUGAAGAUGAUGGUCAUCCGGACCUUGCACAUCCUGCUGCUCUCGUUGUGCACGACGGUGGCCUGCGCCUGGUAUAUCAUGAAGCAUCGAGAAUACCCGUCCCCCUGGCAACAGUUCCUACACUACUUCAUCCCGCUGGCGCUUGUUCUCUUCAACUUGUUGCGCAUCUCCCAGCUGAACCAGCAGCGCCUGGAGGGCUUGGAGCUCUCGACUCAAGCCGGGCACUUGCAGAUCCGGACACUGGACGAGGCAACCUGCACAAACCCCACGGAUGAGCUGCGGAUUCGGGAGGACAUCCGCGGUCACGAGGCCGACGUCGAUCUGACCAUCCGCGUGCUCAUGAAAGCAGGGGCCUACAACGAUUCCCUUCGAAAUGCCUUCGAAGCCGGGUUGGACAUCAGUGGGAUUGGCAACACAGACCUCCUGGCCAAGAUGGGCACCGCAAUUCUUAUCUGGGUUCUAGCAAUCGUGGACUCGGCCGGCUUCGCGGACAACUACUUCUCAUGUCAGUUUGGCAACGUCACCUGGCUCUACCUCUCCAUUGCCCUCACCAUCCUCAUGACGAUGCUGACGCCGGUGUUAAUCUGGCGCCUCCACCUUAGAGGUCAGCACCAAAGUGGAUUUGCCGUGAAGGUGUGGAUGAACUGUGCAUCAGUUGGCUUGGGGAUCCCAUUGCUGGUUCAGAUCGAAACGCACCUUCUGACAGCCAUGCACUUUCUGGAGAAAGAAAUGGAGGAGCCUCAAAAUGACGAGCUUUGGUGCCCGCCGUGGUAUGGAUGGUUUAUGGUGUCUAUUUUCAGACCCAUGGUCGCCGUGUUGUCUGCUGUGGCAGCUGUGCCACUUGGCGGAACCUUAAGACCCUCCUAUCUUGGAGGUUCAUGGUACUUAGUAACCACCCUAAACCCUAAACCCUAA